Boeremia exigua is the source of this 1278-nucleotide messenger RNA. RefSeq lists its product as uncharacterized. The transcript has a single exon. The record is from RefSeq and is a predicted model, not a curated record. Gene Ontology annotation, molecular function: metallopeptidase activity. The coding region runs from base 80 to 1237 and encodes 385 amino acids. Lineage: Eukaryota; Fungi; Ascomycota; Dothideomycetes; Pleosporales; Didymellaceae.
GAGGCAACGCGUCUCGCAGCUGAGACCGCCCUCUAAGCGCUACUCAUACCGGGCUUACGAGUCGCUUAUCAGAGCGACCAUGUUCGCCCUCCGUGACCUCCUUUUUCUACCAACGUUACUCUCGAUUGCGCUGGUCGCGCACGCAGUCGCUGUUCCAGACGACAAUGGGGUCAUCGCCGAAGAGAAGGGCAAAUCACGACCCGAGCUUGCUGCUGCCCUGACAGGAGGCGAAGGGUGUUCGCCGUCCGACAUCGAAGACAUUCGAGAUGGCUUCAUAGAGAUGACCGAGCUGUUCCGAGCAGCCUUGCCAUACGACCAGAAUGGUCAACCCGCAAUCGAGCUCUUCGGCCAACCCUUGCGAAUCGCGAACUACACCUCCAUGAUCGAAUUAAACCUAAUCCGCGCAGCGCAAUACGCCAACCUGGAAGGAAACGAGAUUGUCAACCCAGAUGUCCAUGUGCGAUGCGAUGAUCCAGCCAAUAUCUGCAAGAUGGGGAAUAAGAGGGAGGGAAGCCACGUUGCUUACAAUAUGGGCAAUUUCCCCAUGAUCAACUUCUGCGAUGACUACUUCAAGAUGAGUGCUCUUGACGAGACCGUGGAUAAAAAGGCCAACAAUCAGAUGGAGAAGGAGCGGUUGCAUGAGUACUACAACAGAGCGACGCUAUGGGCAAGGAUGGUCAUGCAUAUUGACGGCGUGGGUGUUGCAGUGGUAGAGAAGGCUAUCCCAGCGCGGGCGAACUCCGCAUCUGGCAGGGAAUGGGAUACGAUUAUCACCAACGGCGCCAUGAACACGACGGUCCUCGCUGGAGUGCUGAACGACCGCCCGGAUGGCAACAAAGUGACUGACAUUCAGACCCUCAAGUACGCCUAUGGAGUAACGCGCUCGAAGCUGCUAGCGGUCCUUUCCACCCAGAUGCCCUAUGACGCUGCCAACAACGCAGAGAACUACGCAUUAUACGCACAGGCCCGCUAUGUUUUGCAAAGGAAGGGUUUCUACCCCAACGUGCCGGUCAUGGACUUCCCCAACGAGCUGUCUGUCCUGACCAACGAACAACUGCAGGACGGAGAGCGGUGCAAGUAUGCCUACUUCGACUCAUCAGACGUUGUAGCUCGACCACCCAACAUGGAACUCAAGGCGAACCCACUUCCUGGCGCAGCUUCGAAACAGCAGCCUGCGUUGAUGCUUCUGGCACUUCUUGCUGUGGUAUACUCUUUCGCCGUAGCGUCGUUUGGAUGAGAGCCGUCUUGCGGAUGGAUCUUACACCAAAUACUAAACAA